AUAAUAUAAAGUUAUUCACGUUAGUCAGCAUAUUUUCGGUGUGUAACAAUAAAUUUCCUAUUUCCAUACAUAAUUUGGUCUUUUGGGUACGAACAUCGCGCUGGUGGAAUGGUCUAUUAACACUGCCGAUAAUAUUCCUUAGCUUGGCAAACUAAAAUUGGAAAAUAAUACCAAGAUGUUGAACCUCAUAAUAGGUGUAGCUAUUGUGCUGGCUCUUAUCUAUUUUCUGGGAAUAAAACCAUUCAACUACUGGAAGAAACGUGGAGUUAAACAGGGGAAUCCAGCAUGGUUUCUGGGAGACAGUUAUGAACAAAUGACAAAGAAACAAACUUUCGCAGAAAUGGUACAAAAAGUCUACAAUAUUGGACCUGGGGCUAGGUAUGCUGGAAUGUAUCAAUUUAUGACCCCAAUACUCGUCAUCAAAGAUUUAGAACUUUUAAAACAGCUGUUCGUCAAAGAUUUCGACCAUUUUACAGACCAUUCAAAGUUCGUGUCGGAAGAAUCUGACCCCUUAUGGGCUAAAAAUCUCUUCUUUUUAACAGGUCAAAAGUGGCGCGAUAUGAGAGCAAUCCUCAGCCCAGCAUUCACCAGCAAAAAAAUGAAAUCCAUGUUCUUCCUAAUAUCGGAAACAGCUGAUGACUUCGUUAAUUACUUUUUGGAACAAAACAAGGAUUCAAUUGAGCUCGAGCUGAAGGACAAAUUCACCCGUUUCACCAACGACAUCAUAGCAUCUAUCGCGUUCGGAAUAAAAAUCGACUCCCUGAAAAAUCCAAACAACGAGUUUUUCGUGAUGGGCCAGGAUAUUACCAGCUUUAGUGGAUUUAAGAAAACCUUAAAGUUUAUGGGUAUUGUUAUGAUUCCAAAAUUCUUCACCUUUUUCAAAAUCGGUUUCUUCGCUACAUAUGUCCGAAAGUUUUUCAUUAAUCUUAUUGGCGAUACUGUGAAAACCCGAGAAGAAAAAAACAUCGUGAGACCAGAUAUGUUGCAUCUUCUAAUCCAAGCAAGAAAUGGUGGCCUCGAGAACGGAGAAAAAUCACAAAAUGGAGAAAUAGAGACAGCUGAAGCAGAAUCAAACGAACUGAUCAGGAAGGCGGCCAAAAACAUGACGGUGGUAGACAUAGCUGCUCAAGCGUUGAUUUUCUUCUUCGCUGGAUUUGAUUCCGUUGCUUCGCUAUUGUCAUUUACCUGCUACGAAUUGAUGGUCAAUCCCGACAUUCAAACGAGACUAAGAAAAGAAAUUGAAGAAACGUUAGAGGAAUGUAAUGGUAAUGUAACAUACGAAGCCAUAAUGAAAAUGAAGUACAUGGAUAUGGUUCUUUCUGAAACUGGUAGAAAAUGGCCCCAAGGAACAAUGGCAGAUAGAGUUUGUACCAAACCAUACACUAUCCCAGCAGAAAGACCUGGUGAAGUGCCUGUCCAUAUAGACGUGGGUGCACCUCUCUGGAUUCCUAUCUAUGCUAUCCACCGUGAUCCCGAAAAUUUUCCAGAACCAGAACGGUACGAUCCAGAGCGAUUUAGCGAAGAGAACAAAUCGAAAAUCAAGCCUUACUCCUUCAUCCCCUUUGGAGUUGGUCCCAGAAACUGCAUCGGUGCCAGAUUUGCUCUGCUCGAAACCAAAAUUGUAUUGUUCAAGUUUUUACAACACUUCGAGUUAGUUCCUUCCGAAAAAACCAAGAUUCCCGUCGAGAUCUCAAAGAAACAAUUUAAUUUAACUGCCGAAGGCGGAUUCUGGUUCAACUUAAAAAGAAUAAAGAAAUAAAUACUG
Molecule: messenger RNA, 1765 nt
Organism: Diabrotica virgifera virgifera (western corn rootworm)
Lineage: Eukaryota; Metazoa; Arthropoda; Insecta; Coleoptera; Chrysomelidae
Product: cytochrome P450 9e2-like
Exons: 7
Coding region: 176-1759 (527 amino acids)
Molecular function (GO): iron ion binding; monooxygenase activity; heme binding
Source: RefSeq, a predicted model, not a curated record